AUGGAUACUAAAUCUAGAGCCCACAUAAUUGCCAACUGUUUUUUCAUCCAAUUGUGUUUAUCAUGCGUAUUCGUCAAUGCUCAGGUAUUAGUAGAAUUGGCAAGGAAUUUUGAAACUACUGUACUUAAUAGUAAAUUACCAGACACCUUAGUUUUUGCCACAGAGUACGAUUUUAUAGUUGUGGGAGCAGGUUCCGGUGGAUGUGUUGUAGCCAAUCGCUUAAGUGAGCUUGCGAAUAACUCGGUGCUGCUACUAGAAGCUGGUGAUCAGGAAACUUUCCUUUCGGAUGUACCAUUGACAGCGGCAUUAACUCAAAUGACACGGUACAAUUGGGGCUAUAAGUCUGAGAGGACACCAAAUGCUUGUCAAGGUUUAAAAGGGGGUGUUUGUAAUUGGCCUAAAGGACGUGGGAUUGGAGGAACUAGUUUAAUAAAUUUUAUGCUAUAUACACGCGGGCAUCGCAAGGACUAUGAUUAUUGGGCUUCGUUAGGCAAUACGGGUUGGAGCUAUAAAGAAGUUUUACCGUAUUUCAAAAAAUCAGAAAAUAUUGAAAUAGCAGAAUUGCUUAAAUCAGAUUAUCAUGGCCGUUUUGGACCUUUGAAUGUUGGCUAUACAGAUUAUAAAUCGAAAAUUUUAAAAGCAUUUUUAAAGUCAAGCAAGGAAAUGGGUUACGAUAUAAUAGAUCCAAAUGGUGAACACAUGUUAGGUUUUAGCCGUUCACAAGCUACAAUUAGACAUGGCAGACGUUGUAGUACUAGUAAAGCAUUUAUACGACCUAUUAUUGAACGCGAAAAUUUGCACAUAUCUAUGAAAUCUUGGGUAACAAAAGUCAUAGUUGAUCCUGAAUCCAAAAGAGCUGUUGGAGUGGAAUUUACAAAAAAUAGAAAAAAAUACAUUGUUAAAGCGAGAAAGGAAGUCAUACUAUCAGCUGGUUCCAUAGCUUCACCGCAACUACUUAUGUUGUCUGGUAUCGGUCCGCAAGAUAAUCUACAAGAAUUUGAUAUACCUGUAAUGAAAGAUCUGAAAGUUGGCUAUAAUUUGCAAGAUCAUGUAACUUUAAAUGGAUUAGUUUUUAUUGUAAAUGAUACUACAAUUAAUGAUCAUAAAAUUAUGAAUCCAGCAGAUAUUUUGCAAUAUAUACUUGAAGGUAAAGGACCCUAUACAAUACCCGGUGGUGCAGAAGCAUUUGCUUUCGUCAGAACUCCUAACUCCACUUUUGAUAAAGAUUAUGCUGAUAUGGAAAUUGUAUUGGGUGCUGGAUCAUUAAGUGGUGAUCAUCUGGGCUCUAUGCGCGAUUUAUUGGGAAUAACUGAUGAAUUCUACCACAGUGUGUUUGAUGGUAUACAUAAUAAGGAGACAUUUGGUUUAGUACCAGUGCUGCUUCGUCCUAAAAGUAGAGGACGCAUAUCACUGCGUAGCCGGAACCCUUUCCAUUGGCCUAAAAUGGAGCCAAAUUAUAUGCAGAAUGCUGAUGAUAUCAGAGCAAUGGUAGAAGGUGUACAAAUGAUAUUACAAAUUGUUGAAACUAAGGCUUUAAAAAAAUUGGGCACCAAGUUUCAUGCUAAACCAUUCCUCGGAUGCGAGGGUUACACUUUUAACUCCUAUGAAUAUUGGAAAUGCUGCUUAAGACUUUACGGCUCAAGUUUACAGCAUCAAGCGGGCACUUGUAAAAUGGGUCCUUCAUCUGAUGCAACUGCAGUUGUGGAUUCAAAACUGCGUGUGCAUGGUAUAAGUAACUUACGUGUUGUGGAUGCUUCGAUAAUGCCCACAAUUCCUGCUGGUCACACGAAUGCUAUUGUCAUAAUGAUAGCUGAGAAAGCUUCGGAUAUGAUUAAAAAUGCUUGGAAUUAAGCAGAUUUUUU
Messenger RNA from Teleopsis dalmanni, 1862 nucleotides. RefSeq names its product glucose dehydrogenase [FAD, quinone]-like. The coding region runs from base 1 to 1851 and encodes 616 amino acids. Gene Ontology annotation, molecular function: flavin adenine dinucleotide binding; oxidoreductase activity, acting on CH-OH group of donors. The record is from RefSeq and is a predicted model, not a curated record. The transcript is spliced from 4 exons. NCBI's taxonomy places the organism in Eukaryota, Metazoa, Arthropoda, Insecta, Diptera, Diopsidae.